ACCAAAGAGGAAGAAGAAGACGACGUCGGAGCUCCCAGUGAAAUUCAGUAGUACUCUAACACCUACGCACAUUGUACGCACGGCCGGUCCACGUGUGGCUUGGCAAAAACCAUCCUCUGCCUCUCAUCGAAUCAUCCUGUUAGUGAAUUACUAAACCCUAAGAGAAUCCAAAGUAAUACGACGUAUCAUAAUUAUAUUGACAGAAUUUUCGCCAUGAUGAAAAGCACCAUUCAGCAAAGUGAUAUCACUGUGUAGAAAUAUCGAUGAACUUGUCGAAAAGCAACAAAUUCGGUCCCAUACUAUACACGUUGGCGGAGCCAAUUGAUCUUUCCAGAACCCAAUUUCGUUGUAUGUAAUGAGUUCGUUACUAAGUUUCACCUGAGAUUCGUUCUGCAUUGGAUUUUACGCGAUUAUGGUCAAGUUUAAAAUGAAGCACUACUAGAUUAUAACACGGGUAACAAGUUUUCUCCGAUUCAAGUUAUACUUCAUCUCACCCGUGGAACUCAUCUGUAUUCUUAUUAAUGUAAAACGCAAUUUAUAAAACAACAGUGUAUCCUUCGAUCUGACUGUGACAAGCUUCAACAUUACUUUUUGGAACUCUUGAUCGCAUAUCAAUCCAGAAUGUCAGGAGCGGAUCCUCUUAGUGGUAACACAAGUCCCAUCCACCAACCGAGGCAGAGCAGAACACACAGUGUAGGUUUGCCGGCACGGACGUCAUUAUUUCCUGAACCACCACCAACCGGAAACGAUGUCGCACCUCCCAUACCACGUCGCCAUUCUGCAACUCCAACGGUGGCGCCACCGCCAAUACCACUACGUCCACCGACCAUCCCUAAACGAAGUAAGAACGAGCGACCAAUUCCGAUAUCGAAAACCACCGUGCAACCACGUGAUUCAAAGAAUCAGAAACAAAGUUACGAUCAAUCAAUAAUACAGAAAGAGUCUCGAGGGACACCACCGAAAAUUCCACCAGCUUCUUGGCAUUAUGGUGCACUCGAUAGUAAGAAGCUCAUUGAUGUUGAAUUCUCUAGGAAGACCAACAGUAAGGAUUGUUUCAUGAGCUUCGAUAAGAAGUGUGCUAUCUACGGAAAAGAUUUUGAUAGAUCGAGUUUCGCGGAAUUGCAAAGGGUGUCACGAGACCUGGAGAAAAGACUUCACGAAAGAGUUGUUAGAAGCGUGGGAGUUAAAUUUGGAGACCUUGAAACUACGGGAGACGUUAAGGAGCAAAGGCAUACAUUGCAUAAUGAAAGUACGAGGCUUCAUGAGCAGUUGCAGGCUGAUGAGCUGCAAUUUGCCGCAUCCGAUUUCGAGAGGCAAUUGCAUGGGAAUACUUUCCAGAACACGGAGAUAAAGUUAGAGGAGUUGCAGAAUGCAAGGAUUCAGGAUAUUGAAAGCCGUUUCCAUGAGAGAUUGAAAUUUGAUGAACUUCAGAAUACUUCGCGUGAUCUUGAGAAGCGACUUCAUGAAAAAAUGUUGAAUGUUAACGAAUUGUCCCAACAACGUAUCAAAUAUGACAUAGAUAUGGAAAGAGCUCGAAAUAUACUCCAGAGUAAUCUCAAAAAAGAGAGGAUCGGUAAUGAAAAAUUAGAAAAGUUACCAAAAGCAACGCAAACAAAUAUGCCGCCACCUCUGAGCAGCAUUUGUCAGAGUCCUGUCCCAAAACCGAUGAGUGUGAGACAAGACAGUAAUGUAUCAUCUGACAGCUUUAGCCAAACGAGCUCGCCAAGUUAUACCAGUAAAACCAUGGAAGCUCCAUUGCUACCUCACAAACAAUCCAAUGGCAAGGUCCCAGAUAGAGCAUUAGCGCCAGAAACUGAAAAUCCUCCUGGGAGCCCGAUUACUAAGUCCAUUAGUACACCAGCGAGUCUACAAACCAUCGUAAGAUUUCACAGCGGUAGCAAUAUGUCUUUGCAUCAUAAGAUCAUAAGAGAUAUAAGAAGACCAAGCAGUCAUUACGUGACAAGAGGGAGGCUUCGUUUCAGAUUCGCACAGGUCCUUGUAAAUGCGGUAGCUUUGCUGGCAAUCGCGGGGGGCAUGGCUGCUUAUUUCAAAUAAAAAAUUGGUCUCAGGAAAAACUGCAAUCAGCAUUCUAAAUUUACUAUUACGAGCAUUACAUAAUAGUAAUGGCCGAAAAAUAAAUAAAUAAACAGGACUCAUCAGAUCAGACGAGUGAUGUCCAGUUGCGCACAGACCAAAUUGGAUACAAAUAUGAAAUUUUUGCCUUCCAAGCAAUCUUCCAUCAGUAAUUCAACGAUAUUGUAAGCUAUCUUUAUCUGACGCAACCGUUUAAAAAAUUUUAAUGCUCUGUUCAUUCAGGCUCACUCGCUUCGCUCGCUCGCCGACGAUAUACUUAACCACUAACCUACCCAGUAUCCGAAGUUUGAACAUUCCACCCUAUCCUAUCCUUACCUAAACAAACCUAGGGUAAACUAGUUUAAAACUACACACAAAAUCUAUAAUAAGAUAUCGUCCGUACUUAAUUCUAUUCUAUUUGUUUAAAACUGGUCAGAACUUACAGUAAAAAGUCAUUUCUAUCCAAUUGGAUCUGUGCUCAAGCGGGUCGCCCCCCUUAAAGCAAACGCAGAAAAUUGAUAGGAUUUCAUGGAUAUUGUGAGAUAGUAAAUAGCACGGAAGCGCGAGCCAGCUCGAGCACCUCGAUCGAUGUCCCAAGACAGAAUGCUUUGCCAAUAGUGAAAUUCGAGAACUAAUCAUUCUGAUUGGUGGAGAUCGUUAUAGCCGAUAACUCUUAUCCCUUCCUUCGAGUCGUCCCUUUAAACUAAGGCCAGGGUGUUCCUUAACGAAUCGGUACGUGACUCUUGGAGAUCUUCCCCUGCGCUUAACUAUAAGAAAACAAUAUCAUCUCUGCCGAUCCGUGGAGACGUCUCCGUCGGAUAUUCUCCUCUGCUGGACAAUUCGGCACGUCGAGACUAUCUCUCCACGGCAGAUCUGGACACCUCGACCUCAACUCAACAAUAAAAAAUCUUUCGAGGGCAUUGUCGUAAAUGUACGAAUCGAUCUGAAAGCUUAGCUCCUGAACAGGGUGGCGACUCAAAAGGAACGAGAAAGCGAGAAUAUUAUGUGAAUCUGUAGCUGGAGUCGCCUUGUGACCGUGAGUCGAAAAAUCACGUCACAAUAUAUUGUAACGUUCCGCUUUUAUACCUCUCUAUCCUCUAUCCUUUUUCCUUCCUUGUAAAUCGCAGCAUGGUGGGAGAUCUCAGCUCCAGGAAAAGUUAGCAGUGGAAAUGUGUAUCAGUCUAAAAAUGGAGAGGUACUUCAUAUUCGAGAGAUUUCCCUGUAUAUAGGUAUUAGUAAAAUAGAUAACCAAUCGAGUCGAUCUACGUUACUCCCCAUUCUGUCAAAAUCACGAGAAAUCUUCAUUACAUCAAAUUCUACAAACUGGAUCAUCAUGUUACCAUUUUUGACACAAUAUGUGCCGCGAUUGAUUGUUUAAAAAAACUUCCUCUGAUACCGGCUGAAAUUAAAACUAAUCCAAUGUAUGCAGGAUUUUGCGUCAAGCUUAACGAUAUUCAAAAAUAUAUGCUCACAAUACGUAAUGUGUUAGUGAAGGCUUCGAUUUCAUCAAUUCAACAUGUUCCUUGUCGUUAAAUUAUACCUAUCCCUGAGAGUACACAGAAAAUAGGUAUGCCUAGCGCUUUUGUGGUUCUCCAAAUAAAAGAAAUACUUUGCCCACACAGCUUCACUGUAAAGCAUAAUAUUACAAAUAUUAUUCUUGAGAUAUACGCUAGUUGCGUAGCUUGAACAAUCGUGCAUAACUUCAUUUCCUCAGCAAAAUUGGACGUAAGGUAGAUGCCCAGAUAUUCUUGUUUAUAUGAGAUCGGUACAGAAAAAAAGUUCUGGGAUUUAAUUUGUAAAUAAUCAGAUAUCAUGAAACGGUUACGAUCCCAAUUCUUGUAUAGUAUGGAUUUCAACCCUCAGUAUUUAAUUUUUGUGAUUAAUCUUGAUCAAUAGAUAAGUAAUUCUAUCAAAAAGAAGAUAUUUUGUAAGACAUACAUCGCAUGUUUAGCCGCUUCUUUCAUGAAAAUAUCGUAAAAAUAAGCAUAUGAUUAACAAAAAAUUUGUAAUAUAGAACAAAUACUUUUUUAUAGCUCGCAUGUAACUGAUGUUUAAGAACCAGUCAAGAUGAAAGGAUAUAUUGUUACAGAAAAUGUGGUUCCACAAACCGGAGCUCAUAAUCUUCCUUACGAAGUGACAUUUAAAGUGAAAAUUUAAUGAUUUUUUUUAUUAAACCAGUCUAUAGUAAAAUAAAGUAUUGAUUAGUAAUUUGCAUUCAAAUGUAUUUUUAUACAUCUGAAAUAUCUUUUAAAUAUGCGUGAAG
Molecule: messenger RNA, 4336 nt
Organism: Cephus cinctus (wheat stem sawfly)
Lineage: Eukaryota; Metazoa; Arthropoda; Insecta; Hymenoptera; Cephidae
Exons: 8
Coding region: 622-2055 (477 amino acids)
Source: RefSeq, a predicted model, not a curated record